AUGGAAAAUAUAAAUAAUAGAAAUUUCGGGCAUCCAAUUAGUCUGAAAUACAGAUAGAAUUCCACUUUUAAAACAACUUUUGGGGGAUUCGUUACUAUUGCUUUUAAAAUUGGCAUUUUAAUCUAUCUCGUAUUUGAACUAAUCAAGGUUGUAGAUAAGACAUAUACAGUUACAAAUUCAAUGAUAAAAAGAAAUUUAUUUGUUGACAACGGAGUAUACACAAUUAAUGAAGAGAAUUUUGAUAUAGGAUUUAGUAUGUAUGGUUUAUCUGAAGAAUAGCAAGCUAAUUUAGAUAAUUACGUCAAUAUAACCUUUUAAUAAGGCUAAUUCGAGUGGAGCGCUGAUGGCAAAUCUUAUACUUUUGAAGGAAAGUAACUUUAACUGGGUAUUGCAUUAAAUUUAUUGAUUUUCAAUUAAUUAGGUAAAUGUGGAAGACAUAGAUUCAAAGGUGAAGUGUUUUAAGCUGAGAGUAUUGGAAUUCCGUAUGCCUACAAGUGCCCAGUCAAUUUUUCUGCUUCAUUGUAAGGGAGUUUUACCACUCAAAAAAUGCAAUCAGCAAGGCUUCUGAUAUCAAAAUGCAACUAAACAAAUCUUAGCUUGAAAAAUUAAUCAGCAAAAUGUAUGAAUGAUAGUAUGAUGAAAAAUUUCUUCGAUUCGUUUUAGGUUAAUGUGGUAGCAACCAAUUAAUUCAUAGACGUCAAUGAGAAAUAAAUAAGUCCGAUCAAAACAGUACUUAAAAAUUUCUAUGCAACUGGAUACCAUAAUAUGAGUCUCUCUUAUCAGUUGAAAAUAGGACAAAAUUUUUUAAUUUCUUCAACUUCAUCAUUAUCAAAUUAAUUGGGUUAACUGAACUAAACUUACUACACUGUUAGGGAUGAUGUUCUUUAAGUUGCAGCUUAGACAUUAAGCACAGAUUUGGUUUUUAUAAAUUUCAACAUGAUGCUAGACGAUAAUGUAAUGACAACUAAUCUUGAACUAUACACAAUUUCAGAUGCUCUCUCAAAUACUGGAGGAAUUAUAGGAAUUGUUAUGAUCAUUAUUCAAUUUCUUGUUUCAUAAACUCAAGAAAAUCUAUACUAUCAAUAACUAGUUUAAGAUAUUUUCCAAAUAAAUAAGGAGGAUUCUAUCUCUUAAAAUGGAAGUCCAAGCAAAUCACGUAUAAUUCCGUCUGAAUAAACUUUAAAAGACAAGAUAAUUUAAGAUGGAUAUUAAGGAAGUUAUUAAAAAAUUUUGACAUUUAUUAAAAAUUGA
Molecule: messenger RNA, 1251 nt
Organism: Stylonychia lemnae
Lineage: Eukaryota; Ciliophora; Spirotrichea; Sporadotrichida; Oxytrichidae
Source: the annotation of a GenBank genome assembly